UACAAAUUAAUAUGUAGAGAGAAAAUGGGAAGGAAAAGGAAGAAUGGAGGAAUCUGUCAAAGGAAAGGAAAAAGACACGUGAGUUCUCAUCCUCCAUCAAACACGUUCUACCUUCUUGUUCUUGUAUUUGAUUGUUGCUUAAGGUAACCCAUCUUUGCCAGUCAUCAGACGUAAACUUCUCCUCAAUUCAGAGUCAAAACUUAUCUCUCUCUCUCUCUCUUCUCUCUUUUUCUCUAUAUCUAUCUUUCUGUAACAAACCUCCACACUCCGUACGGAUCUUUAACUCCAUUUGAGAGACUCCUUCUCUCCUUUAUCCCUAUUAUGCCUCUCCUCCAAAACCCCUUCUUUAACCACUCAAUUUUCACAUUCUAUCACUUUUCUAUACUUACACUCGUUUCUUUAAUAUUCCAUCUUUCUAUCUUUAUUCGUUUAUCCAUUUCAUCAUCAUUUCUCUAACUCAUCCAAGAAUGCCAAUGGCAACAACAACAACAACAACAACAAAGCUUGCAUGCUUCUCCUUUGCCGCUUAUGCCAAAACCCUAAUAGACAAUCUCAGGUCUCUCAAUAUCCCUAUUCUCCCGGGUCUCACCGAUCAGGAAUUCACCUCCAUUGAAUCCAACUUCCACUUCUCUUUCCCUCCUGAUCUUCGCUCCAUUCUUCAAGAAGGCUUACCUGUUGGCCCUCUCUUCCCUAAUUGGCGAUCAUCUUCCCCGCAACAACUCCAGCUCCUCCUAAACCUUCCUUUCUUGAAUCUUUCCAAGAAUAUUACCCACAACAACUUCUGGGUCGAUUCUUGGGGUUACAGACCUGAUGAUAGCCAACAAAUGUUAGCUACUUCGAAGCGAUUAUUUACAAAAGCUCCAGUUCUUGUACCCAUUUAUGGCAACUGUUACAUUCCUUCUUCGCCGAACACCGCAGGGAAUCCGGUAUUUUACGUCGAUGAUUGCAGUGUACGUGUUUUGAAUUUUGAUCUUGCAAGGUUCUUUCAAGAAGCUGAAUUGUUUAAAACAGGUACUGGCAGAGUUAAUAAUUUUAAUUGGCGAAGAAAUUAUCAUCACAGUUAUAAUAAGGUGUCUAUCAAUGCGCCGGCGUGGGCGGCCACAAAAGCGCGAAAGGUUGAGUUUUGGACAGAAGUGGCAGAGAGAGGGAGGAAAGUGGUUGCGCGUGCUGACACGCUCGGGUGGUGGAAUGGUGGUGAGUAUUUAGAAGAUAGUUCGUUAGGGGACUGUUUGGAGGACGUGUUCUGGAAGUUGAGAGAUGGAGGGUGGAGAGAAGAGGACGUGAGGGAAAUGAUGAUGAUAGACGGUUGUGAUGAGAAGAGAGAGAACGGUUGCGGUGGUGAUGGUGAUGGUGGUAGGGUCCAGAACGGAAAAUUGGACGUAGUGUGGCACGUGAGAGUCUUGUCUGUAGUUUUAUUGCGUGCAGGAUGGAGUAGGGAAGAUGUUGUGUACUCGCUUGAUCUUCAAGAUCUUGAGGAUAGUAAAUGUUGUUUAGAUUUUCCACCACCAAACACUAGCUGUGCGGAACAAGAUGAAGAUCAUCAAAAGAGCAGUAUCAAGCAGUUGAUGCACCUGCAAUCUCUUGAGGUCUGAGUGUUCUUUAUGGGGCCUACAUGACUAUGUCCCAUCAAUUUUGACAAAAGUUCUUCUUUUUUUCUUUCUAUAUUUACUUUUCCAUACUUGGAAAUUAAUUAUCCACCACAUGAUUAUACAUUUUAUUACUUACUGUGAAUAGAUUAUUAUAAUUUAUUUUAGUGGGAUUAAAUACAUGAAAGGUGUACAUAUAUAUGAUUGAGAAGGGUUCUGAUUGGCUGUUGGCACAUUGCAUUGCAAUGACUUAAUAAAAAGGCUUACUUGUUAAAAA
Ricinus communis (castor bean) is the source of this 1863-nucleotide messenger RNA. RefSeq lists its product as uncharacterized. The transcript has a single exon. The coding region runs from base 468 to 1592 and encodes 374 amino acids. Lineage: Eukaryota; Viridiplantae; Streptophyta; Magnoliopsida; Malpighiales; Euphorbiaceae. The record is from RefSeq and is a predicted model, not a curated record.